Molecule: messenger RNA, 2986 nt
Organism: Mandrillus leucophaeus (drill)
Lineage: Eukaryota; Metazoa; Chordata; Mammalia; Primates; Cercopithecidae
Gene: RHOQ
Product: ras homolog family member Q
Exons: 7
Coding region: 1-960 (319 amino acids)
Biological process (GO): small GTPase-mediated signal transduction; cortical actin cytoskeleton organization
Molecular function (GO): GTPase activity; GTP binding
Source: RefSeq, a predicted model, not a curated record
AUGGUGGGUACUGAGAGAUGGACUGUCAUCAUAAGCAGAAAGAAAGACAUUCUGGAUGGGGAGAACACUGCGGGCGAAGGCCUGCUGGUGGAAAAGGGUCUGAGGUCUGGGUGUGGAGAGCAGACGGAUGUGUUCAAGCGUCGCCAGGAAGAGGGGCAGGGGUUGCCGCCUCGAGCACAGGCCAAGUUUCAGAGCACUAGGGUGUAUCAGUUCUCCGGGAUUACAACGGAAUACCUGAGGGACACUGGGGACCGAAAGGGGACCUCGGAGAAUGUGGCCUCCAGGGGGAGCCCAGCGGCCCCUGCUCCCCGCGCUUCCUACCCCUCGCCGCCCCGGGCCGUCCUCCUUGACCUUCCCACAUCCCCUUUCUUACUGCUCCGAGGCCCCAGGGGAAACAUUCGAGGGGACCGGGCGAGACGUGUCUACGGGACUUGGGAGAAGGGGUGGACGGCUGGGGACCACAUCACACCCCGGCCCCUUGCGGUCAGCGUCACCGUGGGGGGCAAGCAGUACCUCCUAGGACUCUAUGACACGGCCGGACAGGAAGACUAUGACCGUCUGAGGCCUUUAUCUUACCCAAUGACCGAUGUCUUCCUUAUAUGCUUCUCGGUGGUAAAUCCAGCCUCAUUUCAAAAUGUGAAAGAGGAGUGGGUACCGGAACUUAAGGAAUAUGCACCAAAUGUACCCUUUUUAUUAAUAGGAACUCAGAUUGAUCUCCGAGAUGACCCCAAAACUUUAGCAAGACUGAAUGAUAUGAAAGAAAAACCUAUAUGUGUGGAACAAGGACAGAAACUAGCAAAAGAGAUAGGAGCAUGCUGCUAUGUGGAAUGUUCAGCUUUAACCCAGAAGGGAUUGAAGACUGUUUUUGAUGAGGCUAUCAUAGCCAUUUUAACUCCAAAGAAACACACUGUAAAAAAAAGAAUAGGAUCAAGAUGUAUAAACUGUUGUUUAAUUACGUGAGAAACAUCUUCAGUGGCCAAGGAAAUUGUCCAUUUCUCUCAGAAAGCAAAUGAAAUGCUACAGCUAUACCCAGACCUUUUAUAGGUAAUGAAGCAGUUCAAAACUUGAAAGAAAACAAAACCUGUCCUCAGAAUUCUAUAAAGGUUAUUAAGAAUGUUCCUUAAAGGUUUAAGAAGCAGUAAGCAGCAUCUGAAGCCACAAUCUAUUAUAAAUACUUUAUUUCAACUAGAAGGUACAAUCUCUCAGGGGUUUCAUAGUUUAAAAAGCUACAAUCACAUCAUGUUGUAACUACAUAAAAAACAGUGCUGUAAAUGGAACUGCUUGGCUUUGACCAUACACAUUUCUGCACAGCCCUUACAGAAUCUGCACAAAGAAGUAUCUCCCUUUGCUCCAGUUAAUUGUUCUUGUACGUAAGUUGCUUUCUAUUCCAGUAUAUCCAGAGUGGUGAAAUAACAAGGCCAGCCACGUAGCCAAAGGUCGCUCCAAGCGUACAGGAGAUGGGCCAUACCUGAGGAGAGAAUGUAUGAGAUCAAAAAAGAACAAAUGUUUUUAUUAUUACUUGAGCACAAGUGUAACCUAAAUAUUUCUAUAUUAAAGCUUAAUGUGCUUUCUUAAAGAAUGCCAAAAGUGUAAUAAGGUCAUAAUUGCAUUUAUCAUGAACACUAAAAAUGUACACAUUUUAGUUAAUGUGCAUUAAACUGUAACAAGGCUCUGGCAAUUGUAGAUUUAGUUUGAUGCUCCCCAAAGUGCAUGAGACACAUGCUAAAAUUACAAAUUAAAAUUUUGGGUCAGACUUUGCCAUAAUGCUGGACUCAAUUUAGCUCUCUGAACUAGUUGGUAAUUUUUUUUUUUUUAAUUCCCACUUUGGCUGUGUACAUCAAAUGAAAUGAGAAUUGUGUAUGUUGACCAAACCACAAGAAACUUUAAGUUGUGUUAAAGAGGGAAGACCUAGAAUCCAAGCAUGUUACGUGAAAAUUGUAACAGAACAGCUGCUUCCACCUUUCAGAUAUAGAUGUUGGAACCACAGCAGAAGUUAUAGAAUGACAACUUAUAUACACAUCUAGAAUGUAAGUUAAACAAAAUACCGGCUUCCAGAGACCCAUUUUCUCCAGCUAUAUUACAUUAGGCUAGAAGUAAUUAAUUUUGAAUUAUUUAAUCUACAAGCAGUGCAUGUGUUGGUCCCUAAGUGAAAGGCUCUGCUUAAAAAAAAAAAAAAAAAGUUGGAGAAAAAUUUUCAUGUUCUUCUGUGAAGCUUAUUUGGUACACUGGAGCCAUUUCUAAUCUUUCUCUGGGGGGAACAGGCCACAGAACUGUGUUAGAGGUGAACCAUCUUAAUUACUAGUUCUAUUACCUAAUUCAGCUUCCUUGUUUGGUCUGCUGUGGAUCUGCCUUAUUGCAUAUGCCAUGCAUCAGAUAAUGGUGUUAGACAAAGCUUCAUUGUGAACAACCUAAUGCAUUUUAGAGAAACAAUCUCAUCUACACAUUUUUUUCUAGCCUUUCCUACAUUUAAACUUGCUGUUGCCUAAAUUAUAAUUUUUUAAAUGUCUGUGGUGGGCUUCUGUUAAUUCACAUGACUUAAGCUUAUAGCUAUGUCUACUGCACAGAUUGGGUAAUGGAACACUAAACUUUUAUACUUGAAAAUGACAGCCUUAAAUGCUCAUAUCAGUCACAAAUCUAGGAUGUACUGUCUUGUUGUAUGUGAGCUUUGUAGAGAUUUUUAAAAAUACAAGCAUCACCUUUCCAUUGAAGAGUGGAGAGAGUCUACUGGAUGACUGGCCAGGAACUUUCUCUCUGCAUCAGACAUUUGGAUGUCUUCUUUCUUCCAAGAAAUGGUGGUUCACAUUAAGUAUCAUGGCCUUAUGUAUGCUCAAAUGGAAUCUUAUGUAACUUUCUUAUUUAAUUUUGGUCUGCUAUUUUUAGAUAAAAUUGAAAGGAAUUGUAUAAAUCAAUUAACAUAUUAGCUAAGUUGUCCAACACAUGGUAUAAAGGAAUUACAACAGUAAACUAUUAUACAUUUCGAACUUGC